This is a messenger RNA of Orbicella faveolata, 1479 nucleotides long. Its product is annotated as ras-related protein Rab-35-like. The record is from RefSeq and is a predicted model, not a curated record. NCBI's taxonomy places the organism in Eukaryota, Metazoa, Cnidaria, Anthozoa, Scleractinia, Merulinidae. Gene Ontology annotation, molecular function: GTPase activity; GTP binding.
CUUCAUUGGACUUCUCAUAUAAGCUUACUUCCUGUGGUAGCAAAGGCGAAAUAUUCCUUGUUCUAUAUAGGUUUUUAUAUAUAUUUUAAAUGAGUAUUGUGGUAUGGCUGCGAGGGAUUAUGAUCAUUUAUUCAAGCUCCUAAUCAUUGGAGAUAGUGGUGUUGGAAAGAGCAGUUUGCUCCUCAGGUUUGCCGAUAAUAUGUUUUCAGGAUCGUACAUUACGACUAUUGGUGUGGAUUUUAAGAUAAGAAAGAUCAAUGUGGAUGGUGAAAUGGUGAAAUUACAGAUUUGGGAUACAGCUGGACAAGAAAGAUUCCGUACCAUAACAUCGACGUAUUACAGAGGAACACAUGGAGUUAUUGUGGUGUAUGAUGUGACAAGUGCUGACACAUUUGUUAAUGUGAAAAGAUGGCUACAUGAAAUUGAUCAAAAUUGCGAUGAAGUUGUGAGAAUUUUGGUUGGUAACAAAGAUGAUAAUCCGGAAAGGAAAGUUGUUGAAAAAGAGGAUGCAAUGAAGUUUGCAGAACAAAUGGGGAUCCAAGUGUUUGAAACAAGUGCAAAAGAUAACAAAAAUGUAGAAGAGGUGUUCAAUGCAAUAACUCGCAUGGUUUUACGGCAGAAGAAAGAACAACAAGCAAAGGCCAAUGAACAAUCAGGAGUUAUAAAAGUCAAAAAGGACAGAAAGAAAUCUGGGAGGAAAAAAUUCUGCUAAUAUAUACAUGUCUAAGUCAGAUUUUAGAACUCUAUCAAUGACACAGUCUACGAACUGUGGUAAAAUAUGGACACUUAUUUACCUCUUGGGUCGAAUACCGAAGAUUUAACCUCUAAACCUGUUUUACAUGUUGUCCAUGUACCCUACCAAAACAGAGCACAGUCGAAACUGCAGUUCUUUACCUCUCUUUCCUUUCAUGAGUUUGAGUUUCAAGUCCAGUUCUUGAUAAAACUAUUUAAUUAUUGCAAUAUCCCAGGAAGAGUCUGCACCUUCAUCUUGACUGCUCCUGCAGCGUGCAGCUUGCUUAGAUUGAUAAUUAAUUGAAAGUCUCUUGUUUCUACCUCAGACUUUCAUUUGUCAAUUUACACAGAAUUUUGUGUGGUGGCCUUGUUUGAAGCAAUCACACCUCUAAAAUGGAGAACGAAACAAUUUGUACACUAUAUGUAGUGUAAAGAUAAAUACAUGUAUAUGGCUCUACUCUUACACCCAAAUGAAAGCUUGCCAUUCUCGGGGCAACUGGAAUGCUUAUUAAGCCAAUCGGAGUGUUGAUUAGACUAAACGGACGCCACGGAGUGCUAAUCAGCCUAAUGAUAGUGAUUUGACACCUGAGCUUGAACUCAAACGCUUGAACUGAUCAAUCCUGUCUUCCUUUGUGUACAGAAUCCUUAGUUUUUGUUAAAUUUAUAGUUGUUAUUAUUUUAAGAAAAUUGCUGGAACUUUGCCAUUUGUGUGGAGUGGCAAAAAAUAAAUGAAUGCGUAGAAGUGUA